Ogataea angusta is the source of this 2289-nucleotide messenger RNA. RefSeq lists its product as uncharacterized. NCBI's taxonomy places the organism in Eukaryota, Fungi, Ascomycota, Pichiomycetes, Pichiales, Pichiaceae. The coding region runs from base 1 to 2289 and encodes 762 amino acids. The record is from RefSeq and is a predicted model, not a curated record. The transcript has a single exon.
AUGCCGGGCAGCCAGCGCACAGAAAGCUCUGUGAGCGAUUUGGAAACUGCCAUUUCAGAUGAUGUCCAAGAAAAUGUCAAUGAGACAAAAGAAUUGCAGGAACCCCAGGAAGUCAAUACUGAGGUCGAGGCAGAAGAGCCGGAAACGGAGGGAGAUGGCCAGGAGGAUGGUGGCGAGUCUGUGAAUAAUUCAAAACAUGAGUCGGAACCCGAAUCUCACGACGAGUUCAUAGAUGCUUCCAGUGUCACUCUUUUGAGCAACGAAGCCAAGCAUGCUGAUGCUGAGCCGGAACUUGCUCCUGUUCAGGUGAAAGAAGACGAGCUCGAGGAGCAGCUGCCUACCCCCAUUGAAAAUGACCAGUCUAGUAUUUCCACAGCCAAAUCAGUCACAAUCGAAAAAACAGACAGUUCCGUCAAAGAUGAUCCACAGAGUUCCGCCUUGAUAGCAGAAGCCGGCAGCGUUUCCUCGGAGGUUCCAGCAGAAGAGCCUGUUGCUGAGAAGAAAUUGAUUCCUCCAGAGCUUCCUCCUCGUGAGCUUCCGGAGCCUGUGCAUCGCGAUGAAGAGCCUGUUGUGAUAGCUGCUGACGACAAUAUUCCACAAGAACAAAACGGGGAGGAGAGACAUAACUCGGACUAUUCAAUGAAGAGACCCGUCAAAACGCUGCGGAGAUGGUUUGCGUUCAACAUGAAGGGCUCGGAGGAGUCCAACGGCAACUUCAAUGAAAUCAUGAGCGAGCUUGCCGGCCCCCAGAAUCAGAGUCUGGCAUUCUCACGGUACUGGGAGAACGUUGAGGAUCUCAAUUCGCAGUCCACCAAAGACCGCGAGCUGCUGAGUCAGGGAGCUAAUGGGAUCAGGAGGACUUUCAACGAGAUCAAGACAGGAAUUGAGUACACUAACGACGACGAGCUGGUGAAGAGAAUCGACUGGGAAUUUUGGUCUGAGGUUAUCAAUGACUACAGUUCGGUUCUCGAAAACAAAUCAGCGGAGCUGAUUGAUAAUAUUACCAAAGGAAUACCGCGAGAGCUCCGCGGGAUGGUGUGGCAGGUGAUCUGUAAUUCCAAGUCUAUGGAGCUGGAGGAGUUCUUCCGUGCCAAUCGCAACUGUGAGAGCCAGUACCAGAAACUAAUCAAAAGAGAUCUGGCAAGAACGAGUUUUGUGACUAAUAGUGCUGUCAAAACGAAGAUCGUCGAUCUGUACGAGAUCAUCAAGGUCUACAGCAUAUAUGACAAGGAGGUCGGCUACACUCAGGGAAUGGCAUUUAUUACUGUUCCCUUGUUGAUGAAUAUGGAAGCCAGUGAGGCGUUCUGCAUGCUGGUGAAACUCAUGAACACAUACGACUUCAAGCAGCUAUUUGUGCCUCAAAUGCCCGGGCUUCACUUGAAACUGUACCAAUUCGACAGACUCAUGGAAGACAACCUGCCCGAGCUGUAUUUGCAUCUAAAACGAGAAGGCGUGAGGUCCUCGAUGUAUGCUACCCAGUGGUUCCUGACUGUUUUUGGCUACAAAUUCCCGCUGGAAAUGGUGUUGCGCAUAUAUGAUAUUGUCAUUGCCGAAGGCAUUGAGUCACUUCUCAAGUUUGCUAUCAACUUGAUGAUGAAAAAUCAAAAACAGCUAUUGGAACUGAGUUUCGAUGACUCGCUACCAUUUUUGAAAGACAAGCUAUUUUUCUACUACGUCGACAACAGCGGUGAUGAGAACGCACCACGAACGCUGACAGAUGGCUACUCAAACAGGGAAAUCUCUAUCGACACGUACAAACUCGAAGACUUUGUGGCCGACUCUAUGGCCAUCGAUAUUCUUCCUGUGAACUUGAAACGGUAUGAGGCAGAGUUCGUCGAAAUCCACAAGCUUGAAGGAGAGAUGGAAACCGAAAUAUCACAGCUCAAGACAAGAAAUGGCCAGCUUCUGCGGGACAUAAGGAACAUCGAGGCAGAAUAUGCUACACUCAAUCGCGAGCACGUAGAAAUCGCCAACGAAAUGGUACAGGGAAAGAUGGAAAUUGCUCAUUUGCAAGAUGAAAAUAGGCAACUGCAGGAACAGAUCGACGAGCUGACAGAGCGGCUUCGAAGGCUGGAGAAUCAAAACGAUACGAACGUCGACUUCACAGGCGAAAUUUCCAACAACAUGAAUAUGGAAAUUCAAAAGACCAUGGAAAGAAAUCUCGAGGUUAUGGAGGAAAAUCGGUUGUUGGAAGAGCAGCUUGCACUCGUAACGAAAGAGCUGGCGGACGCAAAGUCUGAGAUCAGCGAAGCAAAGGGCAAGUGGUUUAAGAAGGGUGGCUUUUGGUAA